Molecule: messenger RNA, 1048 nt
Organism: Hydra vulgaris (swiftwater hydra)
Lineage: Eukaryota; Metazoa; Cnidaria; Hydrozoa; Anthoathecata; Hydridae
Product: very-long-chain 3-oxoacyl-CoA reductase
Molecular function (GO): oxidoreductase activity
Source: RefSeq, a predicted model, not a curated record
CAUUAAAGUUUUUUAUGAAAUACACUCAGUAAAUAAAAAUGGUAGCAGAGUUUACGCAUAUAAUUGGUUUUCAAAAAUUUUUGGUAUGGUUUGGUCUUGUGACACUUUUAUAUUACUUGUAUCACACAGUUUAUUUUACAUGGAUGAUUUUGUAUUGUUACUUGUUGCCAGCUCUGGGUUUUUAUAAAGAUUUGAAAAAAUAUGGAAAAUGGGCUGUAGUCACUGGUGCAACAGAUGGCAUUGGAAAGCAUUAUGCAAUUCAACUUGCUAAAGCUGGACUCAAUGUUGUUUUGAUUAGUAGAACAGAGUCAAAACUUAAUGUGCUUGCUCAAGAAAUUAGAAAUUUAUAUGGUGUUUUAACGAAAGUAAUUGUUUAUGAUUUCAGAAAUCCUAAUGGAUAUAAUGCAGUAAAAGAAGAAUUAUCUCCAAUGGAUAUUGGUAUUCUCAUAAACAAUGUUGGAAUUAAUUAUGAAAGUUCACUUUUUCUUUCUUAUCAUGAGUGUGAUUUGAAUAAAAACAUUGACGCUUUGUAUGCUAAUGUAUUUUCCGAUGUCCAUAUGACUCACAUGGUUCUAAAAGGUAUGAAUGAGCGCGGUCGUGGGAUCAUUGUUCAUAUUUCUUCUGCUUCUAUAUAUAUAGAGAGUCCUGAAUCUUCUUUUUACAUUCCAACUAAAUCAUUUAUGACAAAGUUUGUUAAAAAUUUACAACUCAAUGCAUCUUGUGUUGAGCAACAGUUAGUUGUGCCCCUUUAUGUUUCUACCAAUUUAUCGCAAAAGAAGCCAUCCUUUUUUGUUCCUACAAGUGAGAACUAUGUUAAGCAAUCUUUGCGAACAAUUGGUUUAGCUAAAGUCACUCACGGUUGUUUAGUUCAUGAGUUUCAAGCCAUAUUUAUGAUGUUUGUGCCACAGUGUUAUAUAACCUACAUUAUCAAAAAAAGUCAUUAUAAACAAGAAUAGAUUUUUCUCUGGUUUGAAUGUUUAUAUGUAUGGAGUUAUAACAAAGUUAUCAUUAUAUAUGUGUAUAUAUGUACUAUUGCAUAUAUAGACAA